ACCCAUAGUGCUUCACUCGUGUCCCUUUAAUUAACACUAAUUGAAAGAAAUCAGAUCAUUAACCGAGAUAUUCAUGAACUCAACAGGCUGUGUCAGAUACACUUUUACAAAUAAAGGUGCUUCAUGACAUCAUCAAAAAAAAACAUUUUUUGGACAAACGUUAUCUAGACCAGGGGUUCUCAACCUUUUCGACUCCAAGGCCCCCCAUUGUAUUCAACAUUAUUCAAAGGCCCCCCUUCCGCUCACAAAAUCUCCAGAUUUCUACCCAAUAAAAUAUUUCAGAGGUUGAUAUUAAAUGGAAAAUUCUUUAUUCAAUAUUAAAAUGGGCAAAUAUUAAGAAAUGUCUUCGUUUUUAGCUGUUUUAAAAUUUUGUUUUGUCUCAUUUUAAAUUAUUAGUCAUCCUGAGGCCCCCUUGGAAGUCAGCUGGGGCCCCCUUGUGGGCCUUGGCCCCCCUGUUGAGAACCACUGAUCUAGACUAUAAAACGUAAGGAAGAAAUGGUUCUUAUAAGUGAAUGGUUCUUUUGGGAACUAAAAAUGGUUCUUCUGUGACACAGCUGUAAAACACCUUUGCACCUAUUUCUCAAUGUGCAGUGCUGGGGGCCCCCAACAUCAGCAUUAAGAAGAACAACCGGGUUAAGAAUGAGAAAAAAAGAGAUGAGAAAAUCAAAAACAUCCACACUAAACCUAAUUUUAAUUCAAGAAAGAAAAAUUCAAAUGUAUAUCAACGUUGUGACACCAGAUCUGAAUCCAUCAAGUGUUUCCAGUAUCCUGAAUGUUUCAUUCAUGCUACGAAGAAUUCAGAAACCGCUGAAUAUUGAUAAGAUUCACUUGAAGUCCACUGAGAGUCAGGUGUGCAGAAUAUUGUUUUUAUUUCUGUAUAUCAUGAGCAGUCCUUCCACUUCAAAGCACCGCCGGUAUCUUUAUCAUCACGUUAGGUACCACAAAAGUGUGCAUGUGUUAACUGAGAAACUAGCUGCAUUGUUCUGCCAGACCUCUCAGAAACCUUUCCAAAUGAUUUCCAGAUGUUUCACAAGGGGCCGGGCUCUGGAUCAGGGCCGUUUUCAUAGACCCGUCAGCAUUGUUUCUGCGCUGUGGACGUCUUCUUUCUCUCUCAACAGAAGGAGACGGCGAGUCUUGGCUGAUGGAGAAAAUACGUGGUCAGAGGGACUUGGAACUUCCUCUUCUGUUCGACAUUUUUGUGGUUUUUUGACCGAAUCCGAGUGCAUGCGGACGGAGGAGAAACGCCAUCAAAGUCACAGCGGCUGGUGUGACGGGAAACCAUUCGUUCUGUUUGCAUGACAAAGUGUAGACUGCCAUCAUUAUAUUUCACCUGGACAUUUUGCUUUGAAAACUACAUUUGUAGAAAUACUGAAUGCAGAUAAUAUAUCCUUGAAGGACCAAGUCGUGUCAUCACAAUGAAAGAUGAGUUUGUUGAUGACGAUGAUGUUCAGUCAUUUGGAUACAAGAGGUUUGGCAUUCAGGAGGCCAGUCAGUGUAGUAAAUGUAAGAGCAGACGGCCUCUGAAGACGGCUGUUAUUCUGCUGUACGUGUUGUGUUUGCUGCUCAUCAUCGCUGUAGCUGUGCUGGGUUACAAAGUGGUCCAGAAGGUGGAUGAUGUCACUGAAGGAAUGGAAAGAUAUGGAGGGAAGAUCAUUUCAGUGGAGGCAGAUUUAAAAAAUCUCAAUAAUGAGACAGGUGUGAAGACUGAAAAAACAUCAUCUGACCUUCAGACGUUUCGCUCUGGGUUGUCAGCGUUACGUCACACGCUAGCUGAAGUCACGCAGCACGUCAGCACCAAUGCAGCGGCCCUGCAACAGCUGCAGUCUUCCUCACGAGAUGUGCAUGUGUCACAAGGCCAGCUGCGUUCCCAGCUGAACGCUCAAACGUCAGUCACACGCUCUGUGAACACCACGCUAUUCUCAUUCGCAACCUUAACGACUGAGCUGCAGCAAAACACUUCACACCUGCAGCACGAAGUGCACGAAAACGUCAAUGCGCAACGCACGUUGCAGUUCUUGAUCGACCGCAUCAAUCUCAUUCACACACGACAAGACAGAGUUACAUUAGCGCUGCAGCGAACGCUGGAGACGGCAGGCCAAAGCACGCAAAAGGUGCGCGUUGAUGCGCAGUCGCUGAUACGUGACACGCAACUGGUCCGAAGCGACGCAGACUGGCUACGGGAAAAGAUUCAGAGUCUGGAGAAAGCAGAAGGCAACGCUUCAGCACAGAUUCAGAGCUCCAGCGAUGGACUUGAAGAGUUGAACGCUCAACUGACAACCAUAUCCACACAGAUUCUGAAUAUCAGCACGCUCAGUGAUGUCAACGCGGCAAACCUGCGUGCAUUACUGGACCAGCAGCUUGACUUUGGGAACCUAACUAGCGCACGCUUCGACAAGCUAGAACAGAGACUGGACGCGGUGGAUGAAGAGGUGGACAAGGUGACGGGGAACAUCAGCUACUCAACACAGCUGCUCGGGGGGGUCAACAGGAAGCUGGGCGAAUUGAGGCGUUGCUCGGACUUUCUCGGACGACAUUCUGAUCUUCUGGUGGGUUUGAAUGUGAGCUUGGUCGAGGCGAAGACAGACGUCUCCACACUGAGGUCGAAACAAGAUGACCUUUCCGCUCGACUUGACACGGAGGUCACCAGCCUGUCAAUCAUUUCAGAAGAAAUGAAACUGGUUGACUGCAAACACUCUCAGCUUAUCAAAAACUUUACAGUGUUACAGGGUCCUCCUGGUCCAAGGGGUCCACGUGGUGAAAAAGGAUCAUCGGGAGAUGCGGGUCCUCUCGGCUCAAAGGGUGAGAGGGGUGAUACAGGUGAGACGGGUGUAACUGGACCUCGAGGAGAUAAGGGAGCAGAUGGAUCUCCUGGAUUCCCAGGAUUAAGAGGUCUGCCGGGACCACACGGAAGCUCCGGGCCAAAGGGUCCGCGAGGGUCCGGAGGCCGCGCAGGACCCCCGGGAACCAAGGGAGAGCAAGGCUCGCCAGGGCUGCCGGGUAGAGACGGUCAACCGGGGCCUCCGGGUCUUCAGGGACCGGAAGGAACUCGUGGACCAGUGGGGCCAGUGGGAGAGCCUGGAUCCAUGGGCCGGCCUGGGCUGAUGGGACCACCAGGACCACCAGGGUUACCAGGACUCCCAGGCAAAAUGUUACCAGUCCCAUUACCACCGCUUCAGCCGAGACAGACCACUGAGGUGUAUUCUCAGGCAGAUUCGUCCGGUUGUCCUCCCGGUUGGUUGGGGUUCAGAUACAGCUGCUAUUUCUUCUAUGUUGAACCGCUCAGCUUUGACAAUGCUCAGAAAUUUUGCAGCAAUAUGUCUUCCUCCAUGGUCAUAAUUGGUGAUGUUGAGGAACAGCGCUGGCUGCACUUGCACACUGUGGGUCGAGGAUAUUUUUGGGUGGGACUUACAGACAGACAGGAGGAGAACGUUUGGAGAUGGCUGGAUGGAUCCGUGCCCGUCUUCACUAACUGGAGGUCCGGUCAGCCUGAUAACUGGGGUCAUGGACAUGAGGAGGGUGAAGACUGUGCUGGAAUGAUUCACGGCGGUCUGUGGAAUGACUUUUACUGCGAUGAGCUGCACAGCCUUGUCUGUGAGACCACAAAAGAUGAAUCUGUGUGAAUACUCGCGGAUGUUGCAGCAGUGAACACACAGAUGUAAUGAUGGACAGACCCGAGUGCAACGGUCACGCCCGUCUGAUCAUGUGUGUGAGAGAGAGAGAGAGGUUACAAACUCUGAAGAACAAGACUUCUGUCUCACCCUCAUGUCAUCCUCGACUGCUGUGACUGCUUCUUUUAUAGGAAAGUGAUGUUGCUCUGUCAUCUCAGUUGUGUUGUGUUUCAUUUAAGCAGCAACUUACAGUAGUCUCAGAUGUUUCUCCUAAAAUAGUUUAAAGGGAACCCAGUGUAUAGAGAGAUGUAUGACUUAAUACGUUGUAAUAGCCUUACACUAGCAUUUGUCGUUAGAAACACAUCAAAUAUUUUCAAUUCUUUAAAACAACCCUAAAUGUAAUACUCAUUUUAACCUAAGGAGGCCGCCGUGUUCUUUUUCGAUGACGUCAUCUGGUUGCACGCACAGCUAGGCAGCCAAACUAAACACAGACACUAAUCAGUUCUUCAGUAAAUAUAAGGUGCUGUAGGAUAAUAUAUAUCAGUGACGUGCAGUGGGGUUCAUGGCUGGAGAGGCACUUACUCCUUCAGAGUCAGAUUUACAAAUAUAUGAGCCCAAAAUAGUAGCUUAUUCACUAUUCAAUGGCCAGCAUGCACAUUGAAUACUGUUUAUGUUUUAUAUCUCAUCAGCAUACUUUACACACACACACACACGGGUAAGGUAAUUAUUUGGCUAAGAAAGAACGUUAAAUUUAUAGCGGCGAGAGAGCGCUAUAAUUUGUUGCACGUUGCAAUUUCACAAUUUCAUAAUCAGUGUUGGGUGUAACUAGUUACUAAGUAAUUAGUUACUGUAGUUUAAUUACUUUUCCCUUGAAAAAGUAAAGUAAGGGGUUACUCUUAUUUUUCUGUAAUUUAAUUACAGUUACUUCUGAUGUAAUUAAACUAAAUACUGUGUGUAAUAUGUGUGCAAUAGUGGAAUUGACAUCACAAUUCAAAGUCUAACUUUAAAAUCCGUGCUUUAAUGUAUAAUUCUCACAUUUGUAAUACUUUGGUCAGUUAAUAAGAGUACUUUGUGUAGUUUUAUAUUAUUUAUUUGAAUGAAUUAAAAGAGCCGUUUCAUGUCUAUCCUUGAAUCACUUAACUCAUCAAGGUUGUUGUAGGAUAUAGAAAGUAAUUAGUAAUAAGUAACUAAAUACUUUUUGGAGAGAGUAAUUUGUACAGUAAUCUAAUUACAUUAUUGAAUAUGUAAUUAGUAACUAGUAAUUAAUUACUUUUUGAGAGUAACUUACCCAACACUGUUCAUAAUCAUACAUUACGAUACAAAUGAAAGAGUGGUGUACAAAAACAAUUAAUUUAAAUAUUUAGUUGUUUAAAAGCUUUUCGUUUUGAUGCUUUAAUCAUUUUAAUACUGACGGUAUGUCCAACAAAAGGAUAACAGGAAAAACUAAAGAAUUUUCUAUUUAAGGUCAACAUUUAGUUUUUAAUUGUUUUCUUUGGUCUGGUCCUAUUUUUUGUCUACAAUUGAAACCCGUUUAUGGUCUGACGUUUAUUUAUAAACGAAGUCCAUGCGCCUAUCCUUCUUCACGAAAAUCUCCUUCACUUUGUUGUAAAAGUCAUCCUGACUGUUUGGCUCGUAUCUGCCCCCUUCAGUUGCGGCACGGUAACCCUGAUAGCACACAUACAUCUGGUUUACGUCUAUUUGACGUCUGCAUUUACAUCUGCAAGACAUCUACAAUACAUCGUUUGCUCAUCUGCAAUACGUCUCGGAGAUGUCUGCUGUCAGACAUCAUAUAGACAUCUAGAAGAUGUCUGUAAGAUGUUUAUGAUUUAGAAUGGAUGUACAACAGCUCUUUCUAAGAUGUUUAGCAGAUGUUUUUACGCAGCAGAUCUCCAGAUCUUUAGCAGACGUAUUACAGACGUUCAGACGUCUCCGAGACGUAUUGCAGAUGAGCAAACUACGUAUUGCAGAUGUCUUGCAGAUGUAAAUGCAGACGUCAAAUAGACGUAAGCCAGAUGGAUUGUGCUAUCUGGGAACUGUCUGCCUCACCUUGUGCCUCUUCACUGCGGUUUUAUGUCGCAAGACUAAUUAUAUCACACACAUUCAUGAAAGAUAUUAGCCAGACUGUUGAAAGUGAGGGUGUGUAAUAAACGUGCCUGCAAACAUUAUAUUGGCGACAUACAGAGAGACAGCAACAGGCACGCGCCAAUUGCACGCAUCAACCCAGUGUGUGAGUGAUGGUGCAGUCCGCACAUCGCAUUUCUCCCGUUUAUCUGAGCAGGACAUGUGCAAAUUCAGCGAUUUUGACUAUAAAAAUGAUCAAAUUAUUGGAAUCACACAGAAAACUGACUUAUAGCACAGAACAGGUUUCAUUUACUCAAUUUUAUUUUAUGUUAUCAUCAUUAUUAUUUUUUUUCAUCAGACUUAACAAAUCUGAGCUCCGUUUGAGACAUUAUUGAGAUCUUGUCUCUUUUUCUCAGGAGAAAUAUCUGAGACACAUGUGAGACUCUUUUUAAUCUCAUUGAAGUCUAGGAGAAAUAUUGAGAUCUUCUUUUUGUCUCAUUUUCUAUCUUCCUCAUCAUUUUUCUGAUCUUUUUUUCUUAUCUGACAUCAUAUGAUGCUUCGUGUGAAUGUAAAUGUUUUUCUGAUAAUGACAUUUCCCAAGUUCCGGCUUAGGCAAUCAACUAAGUGAAACGCUCAGUUCAAACUAAUGUUUGGUUCAUGAACUGGAUGUUGUAGCUUCUCACGUAAAUUUGAAUUUUUCUUUAAUAUGAUUUUAGAAGAUUUUGAAUAUAAAGGCACAUGUGUCCAGGGUCAUCUUCAACAUUUGCUGUUCUGUCCUUGAGAAGAAACAAAGUCACACAGUUUAGGAAUGACGUGGGAGUGAGUAAACAAUAUCAGAACAUUGACAUCUUUUUUGGGGUUGAAAUAUGUCUGUAUGACCACUACUAGGUUUGAAGAGAACGAAACUAUAUGUUAAAGCUACGUAAGGCUGCUAAUCCAUAAAUUAAGCAAAUACACCUUCUGAAUGAGUUAACCAGAUAAAUAGACCAAAGACAUUUAAACCGUUCAAUAGCUCUAUAUACAGGGAAGAUAAAGCUAACUAAAAAUGAUAGUUUUCUAUUUUUGUAUUUUAAUGGUUCUUAUUUUGAUACGAUUGUAGUCGAUGUAUUUUUUAUUGUAUGAAUUAAGCUGGGUGUUCUUGUCUUGUAUCAGAAACACACAAAAAAUAAACCUCUGUGUUUUAGCCACACAAUGUUGCUCUAAACAUCCCAAUUUUUUGUGUCUUCCAGGGGUGCGUUUCCCAAAAGCAUGGUUAGCCAACUAUGGUCGCAAGUUCCAUCGUUCCUGCAUAGUUCAACGAUUUAAGUGUUUCCCGAAACCACCGUUCCACCGAUCAAUCGCAAGCAGCAUCGCAAAGUUGCGUGGUUGUAACUACAGGUCUAGAGCUGCUUAGAAGCAUAGUUCCUUGAUAUUAUGACAUGUAGACUUACAUGCAUCAUGAUUUUAAGCAAGUAAGCACGCAACAUCCAGUGCAUUCUAUAUGCAUCAUUCUAAAUAUAUACAAAUUCAAUUUGACAUCUUUUAGUUUGUCAAGAAAAUAGAAGCGAUGUGUUUUGAAGAGUGCGUCUGAGAAACAUGCUCUAGGACCCUGGGGAAUCCCUGGACGGAGUGACGUGGGAGGAAACUUAUGAAAUAAUUUAAUAUCGUGAAAUAAAACAACAAAGAGGAAAAAUACGAUAAGAAAAAUAAUUUUCAGAUGCAUCGUACGUUAUUUACAGCAAUAAUAUGACAUUAAAUCGAUCUAAACGGAGUAAUUAGAAGACGGUAUUACUCCACCACCUGUGUGACGUCAUCAACUAUAUUGUUGAACCAACGUUGUUCAAACGACAGAUAAGAGACAAACAGUCGUGAGUAGCUAUUAGUUAGUUUCUAAAACGAUGCAUCGUACUAUGGUGGUUAGCCAGCAGGUUAUGUCGUUGUUAGGGAAACGCACCCCAGAAUGACUUUAUUUUGAUGAACAAUAAGUAUUUUCUUUGUAUCAUUGAGUUCACUACUAGAGCAUGUUGUCUUCUCACUUUUAUUGUUUCUUUCAUUCAUAACAAAACUUUUCUUCAGUCCGUACAAUUGCCAGAUAUUAAAUGACAUGAAAAUGUG
Molecule: messenger RNA, 7763 nt
Organism: Triplophysa rosa
Lineage: Eukaryota; Metazoa; Chordata; Actinopteri; Cypriniformes; Nemacheilidae
Product: collectin-12-like
Exons: 10
Coding region: 1416-3620 (734 amino acids)
Source: RefSeq, a predicted model, not a curated record